Molecule: messenger RNA, 7335 nt
Organism: Protobothrops mucrosquamatus (brown spotted pit viper)
Lineage: Eukaryota; Metazoa; Chordata; Lepidosauria; Squamata; Viperidae
Product: IgGFc-binding protein
Exons: 21
Coding region: 1-7224 (2407 amino acids)
Molecular function (GO): protein binding
Source: RefSeq, a predicted model, not a curated record
AUGACUCAACCGGUCACUCCUAUGUUUGAAUGCGUUUUAGAUUCCCACCAAUAUAUAAAGUCUGCAAAAGUGGUGUUGGGAUACAGCCUCUCAUCGGCAGCCAUGGGGACUUAUAGGCUGCUGCCACUAGCCAUAGGACUGGCCUUGCUCGCAGAUCUCCAUGCUGUAGCGCCUGUCGGCCAGGAAUUCAUCACAGCCUUCAUGCAAAAUUACCAGUUAGACUAUUCAGAGGCUGAAUUUCAGCUUAUCAUCACUGGGGAGUUUCCCCUCACUACUGUUAACGUCUUAGUCUAUAAAUCCACCUUCCAGAAAGAGUUCUCGCUUCCCCCAGGAGAGACCGUGGUAGUGAAGCUCCCUACUUAUGUAGAGAUGUGCCGGAAGAAGGAAACCAGCAAAAUACAAAAUGGCCGGAAGGUGUGUGUGCCUCAAUCUUUUGCCACUUGCUGGGCUCGGGGUGACCCCCAUUACCAGACGUUUGACAUGCGGAAAUAUGACUUCAUGGGCACCUGCACCUAUACCGUAGCCAAGACCUGUGGACCAGACACAACUCUCCCGGUCUUCCAUGUCACCAUCAAAAAUGAGAAUCGGGGCGUGAAGAGUGUGUCCUACGUUGGACUGGUGAUGAUCCAGGUCUACGGAUAUGACAUAGCGAUAGCCAGGAAGGAACAUGGGUUUGUGAGGGUGAAUAAUCAGCGCUUCCGAUUGCCUGUCUCCCUGAUCAAAGAUAAAUUAUGGCUCUUCCAAAGCGGGACCUCUGCCGUACUUGAGGCGGACUUUUCACUGAAGGUGACCUAUGACUGGAACAGCAACUUUGCAGUGAAGGUUUCCAGCAGUUUCUUUGAGAAUGUUUGUGGCCUGUGUGCUUUAUCCUGCCCCGAGAACAGCAUCUAUAAUAUCUGUGGGCCGGACUGUCCUGCCACUUGCAGUAAUGAAGCUCUUCCAUCCACCUGUUCUUCUUCACAAUGUGUGGAAUCCUGCCAGUGUGAGGAUGACUUUGUGAUGGAAGCUGGGAGGUGCAUCCCACGAGCUGACUGUGGCUGCUUCUUUGAGGGUCGCCUCUUGGCUCCCAAUGAGGAGUUCUGGGGAGACACCACAUGCACAAAACGCUGCACCUGCGACCCACAGACCAAGGGGGUGACAUGCCAGCCCACCAAGUGUAGCCAGGAAAAGCAAUGUCAGGUGAAGAACGGCAUCCAGGACUGCUAUCCGGUGAGGUAUGGGACCUGUUCUGCCAUCGGCCACUCCCAUUAUCAUGGCUUCGAUGGCCACAGUUUUAACUUCCAGGGCACCUGUCUCUACACAUUUGCCAAGCUGAGUCAGAAGAAGCCAGGUUUGGUGGAUUUCAACAUUUUGGUCCAGAACUCACAUCACGGGGGCUGGUCUGGGACCCCUAAAAGGGUGGUCAAGAUUGAAAUUUACAACCUGGAGAUAACUUUCAGCUGGGCAUAUCUGGGCAGAGUUAUGAUUAAUGGCCAGCUCACCAAUCUGCCCUACAAGGUGGGCCCAGAUCACAUUAUCAUCUACCAAAAGGGUUGGGACACUGUGUUCCAGGCAGAUUUUGGCCUCAUGGUCACCUUCAGCUGGCACAGUCAUCUCACAGUCACUUUGCCAACCACUUACCAAGGUGCCCUGAGUGGACUCUGUGGCAACUUCAAUGGAGAUAAACAAGAUGACACAACAUUGAUUAGUGAUGGGCAAGUCACCAAACUGACAGUUUUUAGCCAACUCUGGAAGGUGGCCAAGUUCCCUGGCUGUGGAGAAGUCAGCACAAAAGUAUGUCCAGACUUACAGAGAGUGGCCCAGCAGCAACGAAGCAUUAGCACCGAAUGUGGACUCCUGGUGGACAAGCAAGGCCCAUUUAGGGAAUGCCAUGGCAAAAUCAAUCCAGAGAUGUUUUUCCUUGACUGUGUGUAUGACUACUGCACAUCCAACAGUCAAACAUCUGUACUGGUCUACAUCAUUGCUGCUUAUGCAUCUGCCUGCCAAGCUGUGAAAGUGACCAUUUAUACCUGGAGGAUCCUUAUAGUCUGGAGCACCUGCUCUUACAUCCUGGCAAAGACUACUAUUGAAAGUGAUCUGACUCCCUUUAUUGUCACAGCAGAAAAUGAGCCUUGGGGGAAUGGAAAAGUCUCAGUCAUUAAGCAAGUAUCUGUGGAAGUCUACGGCUUCAAACUGACUCUGAUCCAUAAGAAAAAGGGACAGGUCCAGGUGAAUGGGGUAUUCCGGUCCCUCCCCAUUGAAUUUUCUGAAGGACGUCUCAAAGCCUUUCAACAUGGCACUAAGGUCCUGAUAAAAACCAGCUUUGGCCUUGUUGUGAGCUAUGAUCUGGUUUACCAUGUGAGAAUUACUGUCUCAAGCAGCUAUCAGAAGCAGGUGCAAGGUCUGUGUGGCAACUACAAUGGGAUGAAGGAUGAUGAGUUCAUACUUCCCAAUGGGAAGAAAACUACUGAUGUGGCUGAGUUUGGUGCUUCCUGGAAGGUUUCAGUCCUUGGGGCGGGAGGACCUUGUUCAGACGGAUGCUCCGGGAGCAACUGCCCAACGUGUGAUGAAGAAAAGAAGAAGAUUUUCAAACAGCGCAACUACUGUGGGAUCCUCACUGCCUCAGAUGGUCCCCUUCAUGGCUGCCACAGCAAGGUGGACCCCAGUGUGUUUUUCAACGACUGCAUUUAUGAUUUGUGCCAAAGCAACGGAGACAGCCAGGCCUUGUGCCAAAGCAUUCAGAGCUACGUGUCCGCCUGUCAAGAAGCCAAGGUCCUUAUCCAGCCAUGGAGAAGUCCAUCUUUCUGCCCUUUACAUUGCCCUCCCCACAGUCACUAUGAGGAAUGUGCUGAUUUUUGUACUGCUGAUUGCUCUGGGCUCCGAAUAUGUCCUGAAACCUGUGCUGAAGGGUGCCAGUGUGAUCUUGGAUACGUCUUUGACGGGCUCAACUGCGUCUCGGUGGAGAGCUGUGGAUGCUUUGGAAAUGGAAGUUAUUAUAGGCCCAACGAGAUGGUCCUGCUUAACGAAUGCCAGCAAAUCUGCCAGUGCAUCCCUGGGAAGGGCCUCGUGUGCAAAUCUUACCACUGUUCUUCUGAGGAAGACUGCAGGGUCCAGGAUGGAAUUGUGAGCUGCAUCAAUAAAGAUCCGUGCAAAACCUUACAGUGUCGGACCAAAGAAACAUGUAAGGUAAAGAAUGGCAAAGUCUCGUGUGUCCCGACUUACAAUGAGACCUGCUUUGCCUGGGGAGAACCACACUAUCACACUUUCGAUGGGUUGAAGGUGGACUUCCAAGGGACUUGCACUUACACCCUGGCCAAGUAUUGUGGCAAUGACACCAGGCUGGUCCCAUUUGUGGUGGAUCAGAAGAAUGAAAAUCGGGGCAGGCAGGAUGUCUCUUUUGUGCGGCUGACCAAUAUCUAUGUCUACGGAUACAACAUCUCCAUCCGCCGGAGGCACUCGGGCAAAAUCUGGCUGAAUGGUGUUAUCACAAACCUGCCUGUGACCCUGGAGGAUGGGAAAAUCCAUCUUUUCCGGAGUGGUGUGAGUGCCAUCAUGCAAACCGACUUUGGACUGGUAGUAUCUUUCGACGGGGCGUCCCUCUUAUCCAUCACCCUCUCCAGCAGCUACUACGGUUCCCUCUGUGGCCUCUGUGGGAAUUUCAACCAAAACCCAAAGGAUGACAUGAUGACAGCUGCAGGGGACAAGGUGAAUUCAGCGGUGGCGUGGGCCGCUAGUUGGCAAGUGAAGGAUCGCGACCCGUUCUGCUGGCAUUACUGCAAGGGCAACUGCCCCACUUGUGAGGAGAGCAAGCAGCAACUCUUUGGAAGUGACAAAUUCUGUGGGCUCAUCACCAAGUUGGAGGAGGGUCCCUUCCAGAAAUGCCACCCCAAGUUAAACCCUGAUGACUUUUUUGACAGCUGCAUUUAUGACGUCUGUCUCAACGGGGGUGCCAAGAGCAUUCUGUGCAAAGCUCUAGAGGCUUAUGCAACUAACUGCCGCACAGAAGGUGUGAUCAUUACAGACUGGAGAACACAAAGCGGUUGUGCUUUGCCCUGUCCUGAGAACAGCCACUAUGAGUCCUGUGGAAGUGGUUGCCCAAACACCUGCUCUGAGCGAUUGGCUUCCACAUCUUGUGAGAUGUCCUGUGUGGAAACCUGCCAAUGCAAUGAAGGCUACGUGCUCAGUGUAGAUAGAUGUGUCCCUGUGGGGAGUUGUGGCUGUACCUACAAUGGCCUCUACUACAAACCGGAGCAGGAAUUCUGGGGGGAUGAGAACUGCUCCUCUCUCUGCAGGUGUGACCCCAAGAUAGGCAUCGUAGUGUGUGAGCCAGCCAGCUGCAAGGCUAGCGAAAUAUGCGGCAUAGUCAACGGCAUCCAAGAUUGCCAUGCUAUCAGCUUUGCCACAUGCACCAUAAUGGGGAAUCAUCACUAUGCCACUUUUGAUGGGCAGAAAUAUGACUUUACUGGCACUUGCCUCUACCAACUGGUUGGCUUCUGUGCCAAGGAUCCUGCUCUCACCCCAUUCACCAUCAAGAUCCAGAACAGCCAAGGCAGGAAGAUCUUGCCAUUUUCUUCUGUUGUGAUCUUGGAAGUCUAUAAUAUGAUCAUUACCAUCAGCCAGGAGCAUCCUGACACCAUCCAGGUUGAUGGAGUAUUAGUGGACUUGCCCUUCUACUAUGAAGACAAGAUCCAGGCCUACCUUAGUGGAAAUCAUCUUCUUAUCAAGACAGAGUUUGGCCUUUCUGUGAUCUUCAGCUGGAAUAGACUAGUCCACAUCACAGUUCCUGGCAACUAUCUCAAUGCAAUUUGUGGUCUCUGCAUUAACAGCAGUCAAAAACCUGGGAGAGAGUUUACCAUGAAGAAUGGGUCCCCAGCAGCCAAUUUUAUACAGUUUGCUGACAGCUGGAAAGAAGGAGAGAUCCCUGGUUGUGUGAAUGGGUGUACCAGCAACUGCCCAGGUUGCAGUGAAAACGAGAAACAGAUCUACAGGAAGGACCACUACUGUGGGAUCCUCUCCAGAAAAGAUGGACCAUUCAGGCAUUGCCACACAGCCAUCGACUCAGCUCCUUACCUUGAUUCUUGUGUCUUGGAUGCCUGUCUGUACAAAGGACACCAAAGCAUCUUGUGCGGUGCCAUUGAAGCCUAUGCAACAGUGUGCCAAGCACUGGGCAUCCAGAUUGACCAAUGGCGGUUGGCCUCCUUUUGCAGUCCUUCCUGCCCCCGCAAUUCUCGCUAUGAACUCUGUGGAGAUGGCUGUCCUGUGACCUGUCAUGGCCUCUCAGCCCCUGAUGAAUGUGAGACGUCCUGCAAAGAAGGCUGUUACUGCAAUGCUGGGUUUGUCCUGAGUGGAGAUGAGUGUGUCCCAAUAGGGGAAUGUGGUUGUCUGUACCAGGGCAGGUAUUAUAAAAAGGGUGAUGAAUUUUACCCCAGUGCCUCUUGUGAAGACAAAUGUCGUUGUGGAGAAAACGGUGCCGUAGCAUGUCAGAAGAUCUUCUGUGGGGCUCAGCAGCAAUGCAGGAUUGAGAACGGGAAGCCAGGUUGUCAUCCUCGCGGCUGGGGCAAAUGCAGUGUGACCAGUGGAAGCCACUACCUCACUUUGGAUGGAGAGACCUUUAACUUCCUGGGGUCUUGUUCUUACACUUUGGUCGAAGUCUGUGACAGGGAUCCUGAGCUGGUCCAUUUCUCAGUGGUGGUGGAGAACGAGAGCAAUCAGGAAGGCAAAGUCAUGCCAAAGACGGUUGUCAUCACUCUUCGAGGUUAUGUCAUCAGACUUGUGAGAGGAAUCACCUGGCAAGUUCAGGUGAAUGAAGAAGCCUAUCUGCUGCCACUCGUGAUAAAGGGAAGAUCAAUUUUAAUCCAUCAAGAGGGGAAGAACAUUGUGGUCCAGACCAACUUUGGUUUCAAGGUUCUCUAUGAUUCUUCCCAAUACAUCCUUGUGAUCGUCCCUAGCACAUAUCAAGGAAAAGUAUGUGGCUUGUGUGGCAACUUCAACGGGGAGAGACGAGAUGAAUUCCAACUGCCUGAUGGAAGCAGCACCUCCAAUGUGACCACGUUUGGAGCCUCCUGGAAAGUGUCAGGGGGACACCUCCGUUGUGCUGAUGACUGCAGGCAGAACUGUCCCUCCUGUAAAGCUGCCGAGAUCGGACCAUAUCAGGUGGAGAGUUCCUGUGGGCUGAUCAAGGCCCCCUCAGGCCCUUUUGAAGCCUGCCAUCUCCUGGUGAAGCCUGAAGAAUAUUUUAAUUUCUGCCUGUAUGAAAUGUGUGCUGCACACGGAGCCAAAGAGGCUCUUUGCCAAAGCCUGCAGGCCUAUGUAGCUGUCUGUCAAGCAGCAGGAGCCACUAUCAAGAGCUGGAGGACGGCUGCCUUUUGCCCCUUAACUUGCCCACACAACAGCCACUACGAGCUGUGUACCAGAUCCUGUGAUUUUACCUGUGCUGGACUAUCUUCUCCCAUCCAAUGUACUGAGAAAUGCUUUGAAGGCUGCCAGUGCAAUGAUGGCUACGUUUCUGAUGGGGAAAAGUGCAUAUCCAUGGACAACUGUGGCUGUGUACAUCAUGGACGCUAUAUGAAGGCUGAAGAAAGCAUUCACUCCAGGGAUUGUUUGGAAAAAUGCACCUGCCAUGUGUCAGGCCAGCUUGUCUGCAACAAAACCAGCUGCCCCAAAGGGGAGGUUUGUGCACUUCGAAAUGGCCGACAUGGUUGCUUCAAGCAGGAAGCGGAAUGUCACCUCACCUUAGAAGCAGAACUGACCACCUUUGAUGGUGCCUCUGGGACAAUACUUUAUGACGGUGCCUAUGUGAUGGCCUCUCUCUGUGACGAAGCAGCCCAGAUGUGGUUUCGGCUAGUGGUGGAUUUCAGGAGCUGCAAUGGUAAAAUGAGCUCCGUUUCUGCAGUCUACAUCUUCUUCCGAGAGGCUGUUCUUGCUAUCAACCAAGACAAGGAAGCUUGGGUGAAUGGGCAGCAGGUGGAACUCCCAGCUUCCCUUUUUAAAACUGUGUCUGUAACCAUCUCUGAAGAUGUUGUCACAAUUAGACAUGGGACAGCUCUUCAGGUUCUCUUUGACAUCAAAGGAGAAGUGGCCGUGAAGGUCAAAGACAGCUUGGCAGGCAAGCUAUGUGGAUCCUGCAGAAACUUCAAUGGCGACAUCUCUGAUGACCUUAUGCUACCCAAUGGUCAAGUUGUAGGGGACAUUUCUGAGGUGAUUGAUGCAUGGAAGGCCAGAGACUUCGUCAACUGCAAGCAGUAAUUCAAAAGUUCGAUCCAGACCAUCAACCUCCACGAGUGACUGUGGCUCACUGCUGCUCUGCCCUUAGAGACGGUUUAUCUGCAAAACCUCAAGAAGGCACUGUAAAAACAC